This is a messenger RNA of Gloeophyllum trabeum ATCC 11539, 777 nucleotides long. RefSeq names its product HIRA-interacting protein 5. The record is from RefSeq and is a predicted model, not a curated record. Gene Ontology annotation, biological process: iron-sulfur cluster assembly. The transcript is spliced from 3 exons. Gene Ontology annotation, cellular component: mitochondrion. NCBI's taxonomy places the organism in Eukaryota, Fungi, Basidiomycota, Agaricomycetes, Gloeophyllales, Gloeophyllaceae. Bases 1 to 678 code for a protein of 225 amino acids. Gene Ontology annotation, molecular function: iron ion binding; iron-sulfur cluster binding.
AUGUUCAUCCAGACCGAAUCCACGCCGAACGACGACUCGCUCAAAUUCAUCCCCGGCGUGCCCGUCAUGGACGACGGCACCGCCGAGUUCCUCGACACGCGCUCCGCGCUCGCCUCCCCUCUGGCUCUCCGCCUCAUGGGCAUCGACGGCGUCCGCGCGGUCUUCUACGGCCCCGACUUCGUCACCGUGUCCAAGGACAGCGAGACGAGCUGGGCGGUGAUCAAGCCCGAGGUCUACUCCACGCUCAUGGAGCACUUCUCCUCCGGCCAGCCGCUCUUCCGCUCGGAGGAGGAAAGGGCGAGCGCGGGCCCGCAGGACACGGCGAUUCUGGAUAGCGACUCGGAGACGGUGGCGAUGAUCAAGGAGCUGCUCGCGACGCGCGUGAGGCCGGCGAUUAUGGAGGACGGGGGGGAUAUUGAGUAUCGGGGGUUCACGGAGGAGGGGAUCGUGAAGCUGAAGCUGAAGGGGAGCUGCAGGGGGUGCGAGUCGAGUGCUGUCACGCUCAAGACGGGGAUCGAGCGGAUGCUCAUGCAUUAUAUCCCCGAGGUCAAGGGUGUUGAGCAGGUGCUGGACCAGGAAGAGGCUAUUGCCCUCGACGAGUUCCAGAAGCUGGAACAGCGUUUAGCUAAAGAUAGUCCACGGAAGGACUCAGAUAUGGCCCAUUACAUGUCGCCUUGAUGUCCAAGUCCUGCCUUCGAUGCACUGAUGCUUUUGUAGCCUUAGAGGGAUGCCCUGUUCACAAAUUAAUACAUAACUAAUGCAUAGUUCCAAAUCGCA